AUGGAGAGGUCGCUUUCUCGAACGAGUAGUACGCGUACAUCAAAUUGGUCAGCAAAGGCUGAUCACAGCACCAGAAUGGACAUCGGUCACGCGAACGAAAAACACUUUGUUAGUGUUCUUCGUCAGACUACGUUUCAAAAUGUUGUAGACCAUCCUUCCGCAUAUUCCUACAAGACCCACAUCGCAAGACCCCCGUAUUCCGAAUCUAGAUCAUCCAAUACAUGUCCAUCACCAGUACACAACACAGUUCCAGCCUCAACACCGGCCGCAUCCAGCUCAAUAUCCGUCUACUGUACAUCACACAAGCCAUCUCCGUCCGGGACGGUCCCUCUCCGCCUUCACCCCCCAUCCCGUUACGAUCCCCCGGUCCAUGCCCCCCAGAAUCCCCCACACAGCCCAAACCCCCAACUCCCAAUGUCCGCAUCUACAUCCGAUCCGUCCACCGCGCAUCUCCGCCCACCACCCCGCCCAGCAAUUGCCCCCAACCAAGCCAACCUAAACCAAACCUCGUCUCCUAAAACUCUUCAUCACACAGGCAUGAAUAUGUCUCGGACCCUCUACCCCACCCCAGACUUGACCCAAUCACAAACACCGGAUCGUAACCCGAACAUCUAUUCAUACUCAUGCUUCCUCUCCCACCUCUCCAAACACAGGUCCUAG
Plenodomus lingam JN3 is the source of this 660-nucleotide messenger RNA. RefSeq lists its product as uncharacterized. The record is from RefSeq and is a predicted model, not a curated record. NCBI's taxonomy places the organism in Eukaryota, Fungi, Ascomycota, Dothideomycetes, Pleosporales, Leptosphaeriaceae.